Messenger RNA from Soboliphyme baturini, 357 nucleotides. NCBI's taxonomy places the organism in Eukaryota, Metazoa, Nematoda, Enoplea, Dioctophymatida, Soboliphymatidae. The record is from the annotation of a GenBank genome assembly.
AUGGUCGAAAUUCCGGCGGCACUGGUUUUUGAGGUGGCCUCUCGGAGCACGAGCUCCUGUCUACCGCAAAUCCGCACCACAGCUCAGCGGAAAGACAAAUACGGCACGCCGGCGGGCCAGGACCGGCCGAUCGGCCGACCCUCGCUAAACCUGUGCCGAAACACAACCUCUACCACUGAGUCAAUGGGCAGCCUCAAGUGCUGUUCGGCAGGGACUAAGUUUAACCGCCGCAUAUCCAGCAGAAUUCGUUCCGGCAACACAGCCAAAGUUACAAGAGACGACGGCGACGGAAUUCGACGAUGGUGGCGUCAUUUUUUGCAUCUUCGACCGACCGAUUUGCAUGAUAAUAUGGUUUAA